This is a messenger RNA of Scatophagus argus, 2926 nucleotides long. It is a transcript of the gene ankrd33bb, whose product is annotated as ankyrin repeat domain 33Bb. NCBI's taxonomy places the organism in Eukaryota, Metazoa, Chordata, Actinopteri, Scatophagidae. The transcript is spliced from 5 exons. Gene Ontology annotation, molecular function: protein binding. The coding region runs from base 72 to 1649 and encodes 525 amino acids. The record is from RefSeq and is a predicted model, not a curated record.
AGCUAGGGCCUCCUAGAGUUGUCUUGGCACCUCACAAAAAUUUCAAAAAGUACAUGGGGUUCAGGGUUUAAAUGGUGUUAAUAACAGAGGAACAAGGUGAAGGUUCAAAGGUUCAAGAUAAUGGAAUUGCAGGACAUGUUGGACUGGGUGAGAUUAAGUUUAAGACCAAUAAAGCCGCUAUGGAUACACCUGUCAUGUCAGUUACAAAUGAAAAUGGGGAUGAGUGUGAGGUGUCAGCAGAGGGUGAUAACGAGGAGAUUGAAGUUGAUUACACGCGAAACUAUUGGGAGGAUGAGGACGAUAUCUACCAGGAGUUCGAGGAGUUGGACUUUGAGGCCCUGCCAGAUCGCUCGGACAUUCGGAGCAUUGCUUCUGACGAUUCUUUCUAUCCCCCAGACAAUUCUGAUGUGUCCGUGUACCGCUCGCCGAGCCCUGACAGCCCAGAGCCCAUUUCCUUCUUUAAGGCCUGCUGUAACAACAACGCCAUCAUUGUCAAGAUUAUGAUCAGACAAGGAGUCACCGAAGAGGAAGUGAAAGAGACAGACAGAAACAGAAGAACUGGCCUGAUUGUGGCCUGCUACCAUGGCUACGUGGACGUGGUCAUCGCCCUCUCUCAGUGCCCGUAUCUUGAUGUUAACUGGCAGGACAAUGAGGGCAACACUGCUCUUAUUACCGCAGCACAAGCAGGCCAUAUGAUCAUCUCUUACUUCCUUCUCAACUACUUCCCUGGGCUGGACAUCGAAAGGAGGAACUGUCACGGUUUCACGGCUUUGAUGAAGGCAGCCAUACAGGGUCGAGCUGAGUGUGUCAGAGCUCUCAUGCUGGCUGGUGGUGAUAUUCAAGCACGGGACAAUGGCCGCAGUAUGACACCCAGGGAGUGGGCUCUCUUCACAGGUCGAUAUGAGACGGCCAACCUGAUGCAUCGGCUAAUGUCAAAGCCCUGUGCUGAGCAGUUCUGUGACUCCUUCUCCAUGGAGUGGCCCAUGCUGGAGGAGCUGGUGGCCAAGGCCAAAGAGCCAAAGUCCUUCUGGAGGCGUUUGAUCAACCUCCUCUCCUGCUGCCCUUAUAGGUUUUACAUCAACAACAAGGUGAACCCUGUGGAUGAUGGCGUUCUGGAGCACAUGGUCCGGAUCACCACCAGUAUCUCAAGUCCAUUAAUUGCCACAGCUUGCCGUACGGUGUGUCCAGGCAGCCCACCGUGCAUUGGGAAGCGUCGUCCUGCCGUGCAGGAGAUCCUGAGGAGGCAACGGGUGGCUGAGCUCAAGUGUAUGGGCCCAGACAGACUGAACAACUACAAGAGAUUUUUCCAGAACUCUCGGAUCCAACUCAUUCCCAAGGCGAGGGAUCGGAGGGCCAGCCUGCAGCCUCAGCUGCUGAGUGACAUGGCUGCAGCGUCCACAGUGGCCAUGAGACGAGCAAGCCUCCUGCCUCUGAAUAUGCUGAGGAGAAGCAGCAUGCGGCCAGGCAUCGUGGUGCCCAAAGUUAGGCUCUGCAAAGCCCCAGCUCCAAGCUUUAUACCGGAAAAACAAAGGAAGAGCCGGAACCACAACCAGCUCCAGAUCCCCAAGUGGAACUACAAGAUGAAGAGAAUAGAAAGGAGGCAGGAAGAGGAGAGGAAAAGACUGCUACCUCUGACAAGGAGGAGAUGAGAGGAAAAGAGUUUACUACUAUAUGUGCAUGACCUUAGAAAGCAGGACAUGAGUUUCUCCAACUUCAUAGAGCUGGCUGUUACAGUGCACAGUGUUUCAGUCCAAGGAGAAUCAACUCGAUGAAUGUUACUGCUAAUCUUUACAUUGUUGGAUUUGUUGCCUUGUUUCUACUUGAAUUCCACAUGUGAGGCAUACAGUAUAGUGAGUAGGCGAUUGGAGGGGGGAAUGGGAGGGGCACCAUCCCCCUUUGUUAGCAAAAUGACCAAAAUGCAUCUACCUUAUUAACUUGCUAUCCAAUCAUAUCUGUGCAUUCCAUGACUUAAAAUGAAAAGAAAAUACCUGGUGAGUACAGUUUGUUAUUGCUUCAUGUUGGCAGUUUAUAUUCAUGGUAAAUUCAUUGUCAUGUGGCAAAAGAACUAAAUAAGAUAAAGUGUAAGGGUUUCAGUAUGCUUCAAAAUAAAAGCUUGUCACAUGAACAGAGGUUACCACAUUGGUGGCUUUGCUACCAGCCUGCAAAGAAGGAAGAUGAAAGAUCCAUAAGGAGAAAUGUGGGUAAAACAGCAACAGAGGAGAGAGAAGGAUUACUAAACAUUUGUCAGAGAGGAAUGUCAAGAGAACAGAAAUGGGCCUUGAAAAGGCAGGGAAGUAGCAGCCAGUCGGAGGGAUUUCAUAGGAUGGAGAUAUGAGCUCCAACAGGGCCAAAUGAAGAUCGGUGGCUGGCUACAGCACAUCGCCACAGGAAAGGAUCACUGAGCAUGCUGCAAGAAGCCAAGAGGCCAUUUUACAUUGAUACAUAGUAGAGCAGGUAUUUACAAGGUAGGGAUGAGCUUAUGAGCAGUGUUUGACAGCUGAGCUGAGGAACCAGCUCACACAGGCUUUGUAGAGGCUUUGUGGAGAACUGGAAAGGCAGAGCCAAAAAUAAACAGCUUAGUACUAGAGUGUGACUUAUUGACUUCCAAAAUAAUCACUUGAGGUAGUCCACUACUGUCUGCUUCUGUAUGUAUCUCACGCUCUGUGAGUGAUGGAGGGGGACGCACCAGUUGCUCUUGUGCGAGUGCAGGUGUAUUUGAAUUUUGCAUUGGAGUGGCAGUAAUUUAAAGAAAAACAUUUAGAUGAGCUUUUACAAAAUGCAGAUUCUUUAAAUAUUUUCCUACAUAAAGGCAUUUAUAUUGUGUAAAUCUCUAUAACAAACAAAUGAGACGGGCUUAAAUGCACGUUACACCUUUAUUCCCCUCUAGUGGCAACCACUGAGAGUGGCAACAAAAUUGGCAAUUAGG